Molecule: messenger RNA, 999 nt
Organism: Striga hermonthica
Lineage: Eukaryota; Viridiplantae; Streptophyta; Magnoliopsida; Lamiales; Orobanchaceae
Source: the annotation of a GenBank genome assembly
AUGCCUCCUGAAAAAGUCGAGAUCUUUGACUCUCUCCACGAAUGGGCCGAAAAUAACAUUCUCGUUCAUCUCAAGCCCGUUGAAAAAUGCUGGCAGCCAACCGACUUUCUCCCGGAUUCCUCAUCUGACGGGUUUUACGAUGAGGUAAAAGAACUGAGAGAGAGGUCAAAAGAAAUCCCGGAUGACUAUUUUGUGGUUUUAGUUGGGGACAUGAUUACUGAGGAAGCUCUCCCGACAUAUCAGACUAUGAUAAACACUUUGGAUGGUGUUCGUGACGAGACUGGUGCUAGCUCGACUCCUUGGGCUGUUUGGUUGAGGGCAUGGACAGCCGAGGAGAAUAGGCACGGUGAUCUUCUCAACAAGUAUCUUUAUCUCUCGGGACGUGUUGAUAUGAAGCAAAUCGAGAAGACAAUUCAAUAUUUGAUUGGUUCAGGGAUGAAUCCUCGUACUGAGAACAACCCGUACCUCGGAUACAUCUACACUUCAUUCCAGGAAAGGGCAACCUUCGUUUCUCAUGGAAACACGGCCCGACUAGCCAAAAACUACGGGGACCUCAAACUGGCUCGGAUAUGCGGGACCAUAGCCUCGGACGAAAAACGACACGAGAUGGCCUACACCAAGAUAAUCGAGAAGCUCUUCGAGCUCGACCCAGAUGGCACAGUUUUGUGCCUUGCAGACAUGAUGAGGAAGAAAAUCACGAUGCCAGCUCAUCUCAUGUACGACGGUAAGGAUGAUGACUUGUUCGAGCAUUACUCGGCCGUAGCCCAGCGACUUGGGGUCUACACUGCCAGUGAUUAUGCGAAUAUCUUGGAAUUCUUUGUGGCCAGAUGGGAGGUCGAGAAGUUGACAGGUCUUUCGGGUGAGGGACGUGAAGCGCAAGAUUACAUUUGCGGUCUGGCACGUAGAAUUCGAAAGCUUGAGGAGAGAGCUCAUGCAAGGGCAAAGCAAGAAAGAAAUGUGCCCGUUAGCUGGUUGUUCGGUAGAGAAAUUAAGCUUUGA